CAUCGCCGCCUCUAUCAUCCUCUCUCUGUCUUUCCUUUCCUUUCCUCGCCUCCUCUAAGAUAUUUCUCUUUCUUUCUCUCUCUCAAUUGUUCCAUAAGAUGCUUCAAAUCCUCACACUACAUAUACUUUCAUACAUAUAAAAACGAUCGAUUUCAAAUUUUUUUGCCGCUGCAUCUCAAUUUUCUCUCACCAAUUCCCAUAGAUUUCUCGCUCUGAUCGUCUUCAAAACCCUAGAUCCCCAAUCCCUUGUCACGAUUUCCGUUCUUCAGAUCUCAGCGCUCUUGUUCAUCGUUCGAUCUCUGUCAAACCUUUUCGGUAUCCUUCUUUGUUCUUCGUGGGAAUCUCUGAUCGUCCAUAGACUUCAAGAUUUGAUAGAGAUCGUCGUUGUCGAAAUACGCAAACCCAUAAAACAUAAGUUCUGAUCUGUCCCGAGCUCUAUUGUUUAUCAUCCAAAAACAGUAAUUAAUUCAUAAAAUCGAAUUUCGUAAAAGGCGGUGAAGAGAGAGCUCGCAAGUAGAUAACAACCCAUCGAUUGAUUGAGGUCUUCAUAUAACCCAGAAAGAUCUUUGUUGGGAAUCGUUUUUUGUGUGUGUGUGUGUGUGGGGAAAAGGGUAUUAGGUAUUAUAAAUCGGAGUUUGUGUGAGAGGAGAAGAGUUUGGGGACAUGGCGGAUCAAGUGUUGGAAGGGAGCCAACCCGUGGAUCUCUCCAAGCACCCGUCUGGCAUCGUUCCUACUCUUCAGAAUAUUGUGUCAACAGUGAACCUCGAUUGCAAGUUAGAUCUCAAAGCCAUUGCUUUGCAAGCUCGUAAUGCCGAAUACAAUCCCAAGCGUUUUGCUGCUGUUAUUAUGAGGAUAAGGGAUCCAAAGACGACAGCUUUGAUUUUUGCCUCUGGGAAGAUGGUUUGCACUGGUGCAAAGAGCGAACAACUUUCAAAACUGGCAGCAAGAAAG
This is a messenger RNA of Camellia sinensis, 951 nucleotides long. NCBI's taxonomy places the organism in Eukaryota, Viridiplantae, Streptophyta, Magnoliopsida, Ericales, Theaceae. The record is from RefSeq and is a predicted model, not a curated record.